GCAUGACGCGCUCUCACACAUGUCCACGCGCGCCAGCCGCCCAGCUCUCAUCGCCUCGACGCUUCGAACACCGCCGCCCACGCUGAUAAUAACAUGUCGGAGCGGCGCUCGAUAGGUUCUGCGCCGGGCUCCGAAACUCCAGAGAGUGCGCACCGACGAGAGCGCGCGGCCAUCGCUGCCCAGGCAUGCCAAACCUGCCGGAAUCGGAAAAGUAAAUGCGACGAGCAAAGACCCAAAUGCGGCCUUUGCACCCGCCUCGGUGUGGAAUGUGUAUAUCGCGAGCCUCUGCCGACAAAGAAAGACAAAACCUUGGUGCACAUCCUCGACACGCUGACCCGUCUCGAAAAUAAAUUCGAUACGCUCGCCAUCGGCUCUGCAGGACCCUCGUCCGCCACUCCGCCCACCAAACCAGAUCCUGCCGUCCAGAGCGCAAGCAGACCGCGUGAAGCUCGUCGAGAUUCGUUCCCGCGCGAGCUUCGCCAGUAUUAUCGACAUCUAACCGUGCCCCACAAGAUCAUCCUGUGGCCCAGCAUCUAUCUGCAUCUGAUCAACACCGGCAUUCAGGCCACCGCCGACCUGCAAUAUGUCCUCCAGGAAGGGACACCAUGGUUCAUUCGCCUGGAGAUGGGAAAGCAUGCACGAGCCCUGGCCUCCGACCUCGCGCUGCCCUUCUACCCCAAAAACACCAACUUGAGCGAUCAAGGCUACAGCUCGAGUGUCGCCUUUCCAACCCUGACCAUUCAACAAAUCCAGGAGCAAUGCGACGCUUACUUCAACACCUUCAAUGUGCUCUUUCCACUGCUCGGCAGGGAUGCUUUCAUGAACCAAACUGUCGCCCCUCUGCUCCGCGAUGGAUAUGCCGAUGGCGACCCAGGCGCAGUCAUUGCGUUGCUUGUGUUUGCGCUCGGCCAAGUGGCGAUCGAAGGCGUCUUUCACCAACCGCUUGCCAUCGUCGACGGCCAGCCCAGCGGCUUCCGAGGCGGCUCGCUCGACAAACCUCCCGGCUUGGCCAUUUUCAACGAAGCGCGGAGACGACUUGGCUUUGUGUACACCCAGAACACUCUUGAGAACGUGCAGAUUCAUUUGCUAGAAGCCAUGUAUUAUGGUUCGACGGCGCGACAUCUGGAAUACUGGAAAUGCACCGUCGCGGCUUCCAUGUCCUGCCAAUUCCUCGUGCGCUGCCGAACCUUCCACUGGUCUUCGCUCGAGGGAGACCUCGUGAAGCGGGCGUACUGGACGUGCGUGCUCAGCGAGGACUUUUAUCACCUAGAUCUCGACCUGCCACGGACGGGCAUUGAACUUCAACAAGACGAUGUCCCGCUUCCCUACUUCCACGAGGCUCAAGAUGUUCCGGGAAAUGCCGGCCCGUUGAGUGAGGAACCAUCACACUUCCAGUAUCAUUUUCUGGCCAUGAUUGCGUUGCGAAGAGUGAUUGAGAACAUCAAUCAAGUGUUACAUCAGAGCUCCGACGAAGCCGAACAAGCCAACGACAACGGCGGUCCCCCAGUCAAGGUCAUCCACGAACUCGCACGCCAACUCGACUCCUGGCGCUCCCUGCUGCCCCGCCCACUGCAAUGGUCCGACAGUGACAUGCUCGACUUCCCCACCUCCGACCCCAACACCCGCCGGCCCAACGAGCCCCUCUUCUCCCUCGACCAAGGUUCCGUGCCUAUCGGGCACAAGUACAACCUCGACAUCGUGACCGCGCAGCUGCGCACGCGCUUCUACUACGCCCGCUUCCUUAUGUACCGCCCUUUCGUCUACAAAGCGUUGCACUUCCCGGAAGCCAUGACGGCCGAGGACGCCAACUGCUGCGCGCUCGCCAUCAAAUCGGCGUGCAUGUGGCCGAUCGCGAUGGCGCCGCCGAAGAACAAGAAGCGCCUCGUGCCGCACCUCUUCACCUGGACGCAGAACUUCAUGGGCAUCCUGCUGAUUCUGCGCAUGACGACGGAGAAUGAGUGUCUGCGGCAUAUCUGCGAGAGUCAGGUGGAUCAGGAGGAGAUUCGCAAGACCGUCACCAUGAUGCUGGAUUGGGUGCGGGAUAUGAAGCAGUUGGACGGGGUGGCGGAUUGGAGUUGGAGGAUCCUGGAGCCGUUGUAUUCGUUCAAGCCCGUUUGACGAGGGCCGGGAAUUGUCGAGGAGACUUUAGCGGCAUCUGAGCGGGCAUUGUGUUGUCAUGAGCGUGGCAUUAGCGAGGAGUUGGAGAUGCGAUGGCGUGCAUUAUUAGAUCACGUGACCUCGAAUGGCAAGAAAUGCACUAGCGAAACUCUAAAAGUCGCCGCAUGUCAAUGCAAGCAUCAGC
Molecule: messenger RNA, 2302 nt
Organism: Neohortaea acidophila
Lineage: Eukaryota; Fungi; Ascomycota; Dothideomycetes; Mycosphaerellales; Teratosphaeriaceae
Exons: 5
Coding region: 94-2118 (674 amino acids)
Biological process (GO): DNA-templated transcription; regulation of DNA-templated transcription
Molecular function (GO): zinc ion binding; DNA binding; DNA-binding transcription factor activity, RNA polymerase II-specific
Source: RefSeq, a predicted model, not a curated record